AUGGAGUCAUCAACCCUCGCAAACGCCAUACCGUUUCCAGGGGGGAAAAAUAUCCUUGUUGCCUUGGAGGAGUCGAAUCUGUACAUAUACUGCGAUCUUUCACAGGACUUGGGUAGAACCUCCUCCGGGAAGAACAUUCUCAUUGCCACCACUGGCGGCAACAAGCCACUUGGUGCUACAAAUGCCUUUCUGGGGCUUAAUGUGUUCUGCAAUAUCACAGAAGGACCCAAGCUGACGGAUGAGACGACGUCAAAACUAAGUGAGGUGGAAAUUAUGGGGUAUUACUGCAUGUGGCAAGUCAAGGGACAUACGCUCUGUAUGAUGAUUGACUUUGAAAAUGCUUGGGAAAAGCUGGCGACCACAGGAAAUUCCGUGGUCCUUGCUUCCUCUGGAGGAAACAAGGCGGUGGGGAAAACUGGAAUAUUGUGCGGGCUAAACUGUCACGUGCCUUUGGGCAAGAAAUUCCUCAUGGAGAAGCUUUCAACAAUUGUUAACAAUGACUUUGUUUCAGUAGGCGAUACAGUGGAGUUGAACGAAGGCUUUGUCGUUCAUGUAGAAAGCGAGACACAGGUCACUUUGCAUUGUGAGUAUGAAUACACAAUGGCAACAAGGCGAUUGGCGAUGCCUCCAGUUGUUAUUGAAGGCGAGACUAGUCUCAUAUUAACGUUAAGGUUUGUUGAUAAAAAGUUGAGAAGUGAAGAAAAAGUGGAGCAAAUGAAGACGGAAUUUGCCGUUUUGUCUCCAAAGUGGAAAAACCUUUUGCUACGGUACGGGCCCAAUCACAACGGAAACAAUAGUAGAGGGACUGUUGACUUUUAUCUUCGUUUUGACCCUACACAAUUUAUCGGUCGCUCGUUCUCCGGGAAAUCCCUGACGGUAUCGUCAUCCGGUGGCUGGUGUAGUAUUGGGAAUGAAAUCUUCAUUAUGUUUAAUGCGCAUAAGCCGGCACCCCACCUGAGUCCUGCGGAGAUUAGAAGUGCAGUGCAGAAUGUGCUUGACUCACGACGAGUGGAGGAGAUCACCUCGCUUUCUUUGAAGAAAGUUGAGAUCUUGGUGGUGACCGCGCUGAACCUGAAGGGAAGUAGCCUGGCAGAUGUGAGGGGUCAGGUGAAGGAAGCAGUGAAAGCGUACAUGGGCAGUUUGAAGCUGUCCGUCCCAUUUAAAAUGGCCAAGAAGGCCGUCAAUAAAGCGUUUGCCACGCGAAAGCGAGAGGAAUUUGCGACGCUUUCCCUGAAGACUCUUUUGGCGGAGGUGAGCUCGGAGCUGGGAGCGGCGCACUGGGAGGAGGAGACUUUGAAGGCGCACGUCAAGGAGGCCGUCAUGCAGUGCCUCUGGGGCGAUGUUAGGCGAAUUCGCGGUAAAGGAGGAGGUCUCCGGGAGUGUGGCACGAGGCUGAGCGAAGGAACCACCGAAAGGUGA
Messenger RNA from Trypanosoma cruzi, 1419 nucleotides. RefSeq lists its product as uncharacterized. The transcript has a single exon. The coding region runs from base 1 to 1419 and encodes 472 amino acids. NCBI's taxonomy places the organism in Eukaryota, Euglenozoa, Kinetoplastea, Trypanosomatida, Trypanosomatidae. The record is from RefSeq and is a predicted model, not a curated record.